Messenger RNA from Parnassius apollo (apollo), 441 nucleotides. The record is from the annotation of a GenBank genome assembly. Lineage: Eukaryota; Metazoa; Arthropoda; Insecta; Lepidoptera; Papilionidae.
AUGCUAUUCUUUAUCACCGUUGUUGUGCUGCUGUCCAGUGUUCAAGCCAAUCUCUACUCGGAUUGCGGUUCAAAAUUAGCAACCCUCGAAAAAGUGCAGUUGAGCGGAUGUGCAGAGACAGCCAAAGAAUGCGUGUUCAAAAGAAACAGUAACUUCACAUUAAGCCUCGACUUCACGCCUUCAAAGGACGUGAAAGUCAUAGAAGCAGAACUACACGGUGUGAUCAUGAACAUGGUAGCGCCGUUCCCGCUACCACAACCCGACGGCUGUAAAAAUAACGGACUGACGUGCCCUUUGAAGGCCGGUCAAAAAGCGAGUUACGUGAUGACGCUGCCAAUUUUGAAAUCGUACCCGAAAGUGAGAGCCGUGGCCAAAUGGGAAUUGAAGAAUGAAGACCAUGAAAACCUCAUCUGCAUUUUGAUUCCCUUAAAAAUUAAAUAA